This is a messenger RNA of Drosophila miranda, 1023 nucleotides long. RefSeq lists its product as uncharacterized. The transcript has 3 exons. Lineage: Eukaryota; Metazoa; Arthropoda; Insecta; Diptera; Drosophilidae. The record is from RefSeq and is a predicted model, not a curated record. The coding region runs from base 717 to 1019 and encodes 100 amino acids.
GAUUGUGACAAAAUUAACAAAAAACAAAAACAAGAACAGAACAGCUCGGAAGGACAGCAGACCAAAUUUUUGAAAAACUUAUUAAUAAAAUGGAUUUAGUGCCAGAAAACUCCUCCAGUGCAAACAAGAGAACAACAGCAGGCGGCAGGGUGAAAUGGAGUGCCGCGCUUGAGAGCCUGCUGAUGGACAUAUGGAAGGAGAAAAUUGAAGAUUUGCGCGGACCACGCAAAAAUUCACAUGUGUAAAUUAAGUUGUCCGUAUGUCCAAGUAGCCUUAGCUGCUUGAUGCGGUGGUCCUCGUGCGGGUUCCGUGGUAUAGAAAUCUUUAUGAAGAUUAUGUUGGAGAGAUAACUGUCUCUCUUAUCACUGGCCUUGUGGUACAGUGGUAUAGAAUUAAUAAUUCAAAGUGUUUACGGCUGGUUGCCGGAGCAAGGUUUAUUAACAAGCGUUAGCUUUCGUUAUAAGAACGGAACUAAAACUAGGAGCCACCAGCAAGCUGGGGCAUAAGCUGAAUCAAAAGUAUUUAAUUGCCAAAGAAUGCAAAGCUACAAAAUAUAUGUACUUAGAGCUACAAAGCUACAGUCGGUAAGCCGACUUGGCAUAAGCGAUAAUGCUGAUCUUGCGGCAUGUGCAAGAUAUCAGAUUACCGCCGGUUGACCGUCACAUUCAGGGCGCUGAACUGAAGUUCGCUGAUUUGGCAUCUUGAGUGCAAACAACAUGGAGCAGAGCACAUUGGACAACGACAAUCCUGAUGAGCACUUUUCGGAUAUUAUUGAGAUGGACCUGGACGGAUCUUGUAGCUCCAGCACCUUGUCUGGGCGUCCGCCAAAGAAAAAGAAAAAGACCGACAUUUCGUGGCUGGCAGAGAUCGCCCAGGAGCGUCUCGAACAACAAAAGGACCACCACAGAAAGAAGGAGGAGCACGACGUUAGGCAGGAGAAGAUGGUGCAGGACUUGAUCAGCACCCAAACAAAAUUCCAGAACGACUUAUUAGAAGUCUUAAAAAAUAAAAAUAAAUAAGUUU